AUGGUUUCGUUCCCUGGCCGAGUGACGGAUGGGACGGCCGAGCCGCAGCCGCCGCACCACAUGCCAACCUCGGCGCGUCCGCCCCGACGACACGAUCGGUCUUGCGUCGUGUGCCACCGGAGAAAAGUCCGAUGCGACAGACGGUCACCUUGCUCGGCGUGUACGCGAAACGGCUCGUUGUGCGCAUAUCCACCUUCCAACCAGGCAGUUGGCCGCGUUCGUAAGACGACCAUUUCUGAUGUCGCGUCCCGCCUGUCCAGCUUGGAGAAGACCAUCACGGCUGCAACAAUAGACACCACCCCAUCUACGCAGCCGUCGGAGCCAGGCCGGGCCUUUGCAGACCAUGAGCCGCGGCCCAAGGAGCGCCAGUCACCGAAAAUCUUGCUCCACAACCACAAUUCAAGCCAGUACUUUGAUGAUCUAUUCACAACUCGUGCGAUAGAGGAGGAUCAGGACCAGCCGUCGCUUUUGCCGAGGAGUGAACAUGAAAACCAAGUAGAAGCAAGCGAUACACUGCUUGGUCUAAUGGGCACCCCGUCGAUUCCUAUCGCAGCAGAUGCCACGAAUACCAGUUGGCAGCUGUUGACUCGAGGAGCCGUGGAGCUAUGGCGAAUAUUUACGCAAAAUGUCGACCCCUCCAUCAAGAUACUACAUAUUCCAACAGCUGAAGUCUUGUUUUUUGAGGCCAUUCGAGAACCCAAGGCCGUCUCCAAAGAUGCUUCAGUUGUUCUUGGGGCAGUGUAUUUCGCCGCUACAUCAACACUAGAGGACCACGAGGUCCAGCAUGUCCUCGGCUUGAAUCGAUUCACAGCCUUGCGUCAUUUCAGACAUCAGUUUCAGCGGAGCUUAUCCGCAGCUAAUAUCUUGGAACACCCCACGUUGCUCCUUUUGCAGGGAUUGGCAAUAUAUCUGACAGCGAGCAGAACACACAGCCACGGACGAAGCUCCUGGAUCCUGAACGGGCUUGCCCUCAGAAUCGCCCAGUCAAUAGGGUUGCACAGAGACGGAUCUAACCUGGGGUUACGCCCCUUCGAGGCAGAGGUCCGACGGCGCCUUUGGUGGCACAUGCUUGCCCGAGACAACCGGGCCGCGGAAGACCACGGCAUCAGUUCGUCAUGCUGGCUGCCGCCUUCCGACACAAAGUUGCCUCUAAACAUACACGACGACGACUUACAUCCUGACAUGAGGGAACUGCCACCGCCGCAGGCUGGGUGGACAAGGAUGAGCCUCCACCUUGUCAAUAUGGAAAUCACACAAACAGUUCACCGUCUGGACAGUUUGUUUACAUCGGCGAGCGAUUCGAACAGCAAGGAGCUUGCUAGACGGGAUAUGAUGGACCGCAUGAGAGACACCGUCCAUGCCUAUACGAGUUCUUGCUCUUCGUCUAUCCCGUUGCACAAGAUGACGAUGCAACUGGCGCUGUUGAUGGUUCACAAGGUGGACCUUGUCACACGCCAGCAGCUGGUCAACAUGGACCAUCCCGGGCAGAGAGACGUGAUGACCACGGAAGAAAAUAUCGUGACGGCGUGCCGGUGUUUAGAGAUAUACAUGGGGCUCUGGGCAGACGAGCUCCUGCUUCAAUAUAGAUGGUGGCUUCGCAGUUAUCCACAGUACCAUGUACUUUUAUACGUCUUGUGGCACCUGUAUGUCCGGCCGGAUGGACCCAACGCCGACAGAGCGUGGGAGAAUGUCUACAGGCUUUUCGAGAUUGAGGAAUCGACGCUUAGAGAAGGGGGGUCGGGCUCCAACACGAAAUAUAUUGUUCUUCAGCGGCUCAAGAAGAAUGCUGAGGCAAUGAGGGGAUCUGUUUCGAAUAGAAACCUGGCACUAGAUGGGGCCUCUCCUUCUACACAGAGCGAUAGUCGCGGAACUAUUGGUGUCCAAGGCGGAUUAGAUGAUCAGAUUGGCAUGCAAAGUUUGUACGAGGAAAGCGGUUUUCUGCCCAUUUCCAUCUGGAACAACUUACUCGAUGAGAUGAAUAUUCCUCUGUCCGAGUUCCCUGGGAUCUCGUAA
Metarhizium brunneum ARSEF 3297 is the source of this 2013-nucleotide messenger RNA. Its product is annotated as C6 transcription factor asaR. Gene Ontology annotation, biological process: DNA-templated transcription; regulation of DNA-templated transcription. The record is from RefSeq and is a predicted model, not a curated record. NCBI's taxonomy places the organism in Eukaryota, Fungi, Ascomycota, Sordariomycetes, Hypocreales, Clavicipitaceae. Gene Ontology annotation, molecular function: DNA-binding transcription factor activity, RNA polymerase II-specific; DNA binding; zinc ion binding.